Molecule: messenger RNA, 3279 nt
Organism: Ostrea edulis (European flat oyster)
Lineage: Eukaryota; Metazoa; Mollusca; Bivalvia; Ostreida; Ostreidae
Exons: 7
Coding region: 97-1629 (510 amino acids)
Source: RefSeq, a predicted model, not a curated record
AUAAUUACACAAAUUCAGAGUGCACCAGUCCUAACUGGACUCUGAACGAAGUUUCACAAAACCGUGUCGAUUCAUUCGCAAUAAAACAUAUUCCAAAUGUUUAAUAUCACUGAUACGUGCCCCUACACUAACUGGGUCACAACUGCGAGAAAGUCAUGUACUGACCCCGAUAGAUACCACUGCUUGAAGGAUGAGUAUUCUCGUCUGGGCUGGAUAUGCGCGGAUCCAAUAUGGGUGGAGGCCGGCAGAUGCCCAGAAUUUAAUUCAGUGGCUAAAAAGAUGGAUACCAUUCCAUGUAGCGGAGGCGAUUGCCCUGAUUCAAAUUAUCAAUCAACAUUAUCUCAUAUUUAUCAGGCAUGUCGGUCAGAAGAAAUUAAAAUGACCACAUCACCAACAUCAACCCUGCUAACACCAGAAGCAAAAGCUGAUGACGAUUCUGUUGGAAUGAUAAUCGGCAUCACAGCGGUUGUAGUCCUUGUUAUCAUCUCUGCUGUUCUCGCGGUUCUUUUCAAAAGAAGGAAGCAACAGCGAAGUGACAGUGGAGACCCCGAAGAAGGCUUGGUGAUGUUGGAUAUACCAGAAGCUAGUGAUUUGAGGUCUUAUCCUCGAGCUCUACGCGCACUUCGCACUGAGAGAUUUGUCGUCAUAUCCGGGAUUCAAGGAGCAGGCAAAACAUUUUUAGCAAAACGAUUGUGUGAAGAAGGGAUACAAACCAAUUGUCACUGGAUAACGAAACCGGAUGAUUUUUCAGCCAAUCCUGAGUACGAAGGGUAUUUUGUUGUUGAUGACGUAUUUCAUGAGCUACAAACAGAAGACGGAGUUCGAGAUAUAAAGUCCAAAUUAGAUGAUUUAUAUGAAAAUGUCGUAGUUAAAGGUCGUGGGUCUAUCAUACUCUCCAUUACUAGUCUGAUUAGAAAGCGAUACAAUGUCCUCUUUGGAGAAAGAAAAUAUCAAAAUGUUGUUGAUCUUGAUGACCUUUGUGCAGAGGAUCGGGAGGACAUUUUACAGUACCAUAUGAAACUUAAUAAGAUUGCAAUGGAAAAUAAGCCUACGACUGAAAUGUCGCUCAUCAUGCGAGGGAAGGAUUAUGAAAGAGUUAUCUCAAUGGAACAGAAUGGGAUGGGGUAUCCGUCGGCAGUGGCUUUGUGCUGUAAAAUGGACAACCAGGAAGAAUUUAAUAAUUAUUGUGGAAGGGCAAUCAAAUCUCCUAUGGCGUGGUUACAUGAUGACUUGAAAAAACUGAUAAACUCUGAUGACAUUGAUAAAAAACGUGAUGCUAUUGCUUUAUCACAAAUCGCUUUACAAGGAGGUGAACUGGACAUAAAAAAUGUAAAUUGGGAAUUGAUGAACGCGUUACUGGAACUUGAAAAUGUCCCGCCUGCAGAAGAUUCGAAUUUGGAACAAACAUUAAGUAAUCUGAAAAGAAAAUUCGUUGAGGAAAAUGAAAGUGUUUAUAAAUUUCAAAUCCCAAUUGUUAUGAAAGUGUUGUUUAAGACCAUUUGUGAAAAGCAUUCUAAACUUUUCGAUAUUUGUGGAAACCAUUUGACGGAACGGCGUGUGUGUAACAUAGAAUCAUUUCCAGUUGACAUCACAGGAGAAUAUGCAAAAUCAUUUCUGAAGCGACAUUGAAUUAAAUGUAAAGAAAUAGGUGCCCUAACUGUCUAAUUUGGUGUAUGAUAAAUAACAGAUUUAAAUGCAAAUUCUAUAUUACGUUUAUUUAUGAAUCAUGGAUUUACCACAUGCAACAUUACAAGGAGAUGCUUUUCCCGCUAUUUUCUUCCAACUAAUCCAAAACCUCCAUAUUUACUGUAAGCUGUUCGUCUUCUUGGUUAAAUUGAUGUUAAUUUUCAUAUAUCAAUGUUGCGACUGUUGGAAAUCAACCUGUAAGUGUUUCCUGUAGUAAUUCAAAUGGCGUUUACAUUUUAUCUUUUGGAUUUAUCAGGAAAUAUUUUCGAUAAGUUUGCAUCUCCUGUCCAUUACAAUGGCAUCAGGUAAACGGCUGUUUCAAUACGUUUUCUAGGUAUUACCCAUGGUUUUGCAUAUAUAAAUGUUAUGUCCUUUGCAUAUUCCAAUCUGUCGAUGAUAACUUGCAUAUUCUUGACUUAAUACAUUUUUACGUUGGCAUAUUUAUGCCUCCUAUUUGCAAGUUAUCUUUUUAUAGAUUAUGUCUACCUGCAAGAUAAUUAUGUCAACAUGCAACAUAAAUAUUUCAACAUGCAAGAAAAAUAUAAUCAGAUAAGAAUUUGGAAAAUUUAAAAUAAAAUAUCGUAUAUCACCCAUAUGUGACUUCAAACAUGCUAGAUGCAACUUAUGUAUGUUAACAUGCAGCCUAUUUAUGUCAAAAUGCAACUUAUUCAUGUCGACAUGCGAGAUGAAUAUGUGCACAUGAAAGAACCAGAGCCACGAAUAGCCAAAAAUGGCCCUUAGUCAGAACAUGAUAUUAUUCUCGGGGACAGAAGCCAAGAAUAUCUAUUAUACAAAUAUGUUAUCCUUUUUUUCGAUAUCUUUUCAUUUUGUUUAGCUAUUGACGUUCAAAGUACCCAUUGUUUUGGCCAGAUUGUUAUUGACGUUGCAAUUUUGCAAUGUAAGGUCACAAUUUUACAACGUUUCAAGUACUUUUACGUGAAAGUUCUCUAGGUAUAAAAGUGAAACAAAACACUAUUCAGUGCAAUUUAAUUAUAAUAUUGUAAAUAUUUAAAUCUGUCUAUGUUAAUUCUAUAUUAAAACACACACCUAUAUCGUAUAUUCGUACAUCUCUUUCUCCUCUCUCUGUUUGUCUCCUUUCCUCCCUUUAUAUUUUUAAAAUUUUUAUAUAUGCAACCAUUUAACAGUUUUAAAGUAAUAUUAAUUCAGUACCUCUUUACUUAGCUUUGUUAUUUAAGUAUGACAUAAAGAUAAACCCAAUUCCAAUAUUUUAACUGUAUAACCAUUUAUUGCACAUACCGAUAAAAAAUUUAGGGGGGGGGGGGGGGGGGCAUCUUAAAAUGUACACGAAAACACGGUGGAUCCAACCGUUGACUUCCGAAUAAGAUCUAUUGACCUAUGUAUAUGCCUUUCAAUAUUACAUUUAGUUUAUGUUGCAUAUUGAUCACUUCUUUUAACAAUCUUUUAUAAGUUUGCGGGUUUUUAUUUUUAUUAUUUGUUUGGGGGUGUUAUUAUCCCGCAUGUACAUGUACACACGCCGAAAUCAGUAAUAGCCAGACUUUGGACAUCGGCGUUAUUUCAGACGCACUUUGCUACAUGUACAACUUUGGACAGUGAGUAAACAUUUUAAUCCUA